Molecule: messenger RNA, 1438 nt
Organism: Labrus mixtus (cuckoo wrasse)
Lineage: Eukaryota; Metazoa; Chordata; Actinopteri; Labriformes; Labridae
Product: olfactory receptor 1468-like
Exons: 2
Coding region: 203-1165 (320 amino acids)
Biological process (GO): G protein-coupled receptor signaling pathway
Cellular component (GO): membrane
Molecular function (GO): olfactory receptor activity; G protein-coupled receptor activity
Source: RefSeq, a predicted model, not a curated record
UCUGAUGGCGUGUACUUCCUGUCUGAUGGCGUGCGUUUCUCUCUGAUGACGUGUAUUUCCUGUUUGAUGAUUUGUAUUUCCUGUCUGAUGGCGUGCGUUCCUCUCUGAUGACGUGUAUUUCCUGUUUGAUGAUUUGUAUUUCCUGUCUGAUGGCGUGCGUUCCUCUCUGACGUGACUCUGCGUUCAGGGUUUCUGUGUCACGAUGGAGAACACCUCAGAGCUGGUUUUUGUUCUUCAGGGUCUGAACGCCUCUCUGACAAACCGUCACGCGUACUUCUCGUUCGCCCUCGUGUCGUACCUGCUCACCAUCUUCAUCAACCUGACGCUCAUCGUGGUUGUGUGGCUGGAGAAGUCGCUCCACGAGCCCAUCUACAUCUUCCUGUGUAACCUUUGUUUUAAUGGAAUCUGCGGGGCGUCCAGCUUCUACCCCAAACUCCUCCACGACCUCCUGGCCGACUCGCACGUCAUCACGUACGCCGGCUGCCUGACUCAGAUCUUCGUGGUUUAUAGUUACGUGUUUGUUGAGUUCACAAGUCUGACCGUCAUGGCGUUCGACCGUUACCUGGCGAUCUGUAAGCCGCUGCAGUACCACACGGUGAUGACCACGCAGCGAGUGGUGCAGCUGCUGCUCCUCACCUGGAGUUUCUCGCUGCUGGAGACAUCAGUGGGCGUAACGCUGACCGCCCGCCUGCCGCUCUGUGGGCGCCACAUCCCCAAAAUCUUCUGCACCAACUGGGAGGUGGUGAAGCUGUCGUGCUCCGACACCAUGGUCAACAACAUCUACGGCUUCGUGCUCACGUUCUCGCACAUCUCGCAGACGGUUCUCAUCGUGGUGUCUUACACACACCUGGUCCGCGCCUCGCUGCGGGUCCACGCCGACCGCAGGAAGUUCAUACAGACGUGUCUGCCACACCUGGUCACGCUGCUCGUCUUCACCAGCUCGCUCAUGUUCGACGCCAUGUACUCCCGUUACGGCGGCGGCGGCGAGCUGCAGAUGGUGAAGAACGCACUGGCGGCAGAGUUCCUGGUGGUCCCGCCCCUCAUCAACCCCAUCAUCUACGGCAUCAACCUGCACCAGAUCCGCUCCAGGAUCCUCCAGAACUUCAGCCACAAACCCAAAACUCAGAAACCAAGACCACGUCAACAAGAAAUGAUUCAAAACUAAAAAUCUCCACAGACGUGAAAUCUGCCGACCUGACAGAGAACGUGUCUGAGCAGCGCCUCAUGUUGAUUUCUUUGGCCUUUUUGCCUUUUUUAGAGCGGACAGUUUGAGACAGGAAGUGUUAGGAGGAGAGAGAGGGGGGAUGACAUCACAGCUGCUGCAACGAGGACUAUAGCCUCUGUACAUGGCGCUCGCAACAAAACACCAUCGCCCCACAGAUUUAUUUAUAAAGACCAACUUUUAACUAAAGGUUAAAGGUUAAAGGUUAAAGUGAAG